Molecule: messenger RNA, 1442 nt
Organism: Kickxella alabastrina
Lineage: Eukaryota; Fungi; Kickxellomycota; Kickxellomycetes; Kickxellales; Kickxellaceae
Product: DHHC palmitoyltransferase-domain-containing protein
Exons: 1
Coding region: 52-1401 (449 amino acids)
Molecular function (GO): palmitoyltransferase activity
Source: RefSeq, a predicted model, not a curated record
UAGCAAUCCAACCUAUUUUCCCCUUUCUCCCCAAAUUCAACCCUUCAAACCAUGGUCACAGACGACAGCGACAGGGACUCUGGCGGCUACAGCGCCGAAUUCGACGUCGGGCGGCUGUACGUGUGGGGCGUCUCGCUGCUGAUCGGCUUCAUUGGGUACAGCAGCCAGAUUUGCGUGUACUGGAGCUACCUGGGCGGCGCAACGCCCAAGAGCCUGCUAGUUCUGGGCGCAUUCAACUUUAUGCUGCUCCUGCUAUACUAUAACUACUACCUGGCGGUGACGGUGGCGCCGGGCCAUGUGCCCCUGGGCUGGGAGCCGCCGCGCACGGGCGCCAACGUGUACGAGCUAAAGCGCGACACGCACAAGCCGCGGUACUGCCGGCAGUGCCGUGCGUUCAAGCCGCCGCGCGCGCACCACUGCACGGACUGCGAGCGGUGUGUGCUGAAGAUGGACCAUCACUGCCCGUGGACCAACAACUGCGUGGGCUAUCACAACCAGGCGCACUUUCUGCGCUUUGUCUACACCGUUGAUGUGACGUGCGUGUUUGCGCUGGCCCUACACGGAUUGCGCCUGUGGGAGCUGGUGGUCGACUCUAUCAACGGCACGUACUACGUCCGGCAGCCGACACAGGCCGAGGUGGCCUUUCUCAUCAUCAACAUGACGCUGGCCGGGCUCGUGCUGCUCUUUGUCGGCAUCCUCAGCGGGUACCACGCGUACUUGGUUGGCUCCAAUACAACAACCAUCGAGUCGCGCGAAAAAUCACGCGUGGAGAAACUUGUGCGCCAGCGCAAGUGCCAGCCGACGCCCUAUCCGUACAACCUCGGCGUCGUGCCCAAUUUCCGCUCGGUAUUUGGCCCGAAUAUUCUGACAUGGUGGGUGCCGCGCAAUAUGUCUGGCGAUGGGCUCAAUUUCAGCAUUGGCCCAGGGCUCACCGCACCUGUCUACUGGCCACCUCUGGGCUACACGCGCGAGAAUGCUGUCGCCGAAGUCGCGCCGCGCACAGUCUUCCACGGCAAGGACGGCGCGCGCGUUGUGUCCGAGAUGGAUGCCGACGGGGAAAUGGUUCUGCGCAAUUACAAUGCGUCCGCCGAUCUGGCAACGCUCGAGAACGGGGGCACGGCGCCCCUGAAGAUGGACAGCGGCGGCGACGAUGACAAGAGCGAAGCUGGCGAUAUUGACUAUGAUUUGGACGAGAGCACAGACAGCGACGACGAUAUUUGCGAUGCCCAGCCGUCCUAUGCGCGCACCUCGGCCGUCGCCCGCACCACAAGCACCGUACAGCGCCGCACGGUGUUUUCGGCCACCACCAAUGCGAGAGGCAGCGACUAUGUGCGCCGCUAUGCCGGCUAUGCUUCUGAAUCUGACUCGGACAACCAGCCUCUCAUUCGCAAACAACAAUAAUGCAUUUUUCUCCUUUGUUCACUGUUCAAUUAUAUAUUAGU